ACCAUCAAAACCUAAGAAGUGGGGCUAUAAAAUUCUCAUCUUGGCAGGAUCUAAUGGAAUACCAUACAACCUUGAGGUCUACACUGGGAGAGUCAACCAACAUCUUGAGCUGCCAGAUGUUGGAGCUAGUGGAAAUGUCGUCCUUCGAUUGGCCCUGCCAAUCCCCAAGGAAGAGAACUACAAGCUCUUCUUCGGUGCACUGGCACUGUUCGUGGUAACAGAUUACCUGGGAUCAACCUGAAGAGCGAUGCUGAUCUGAAGAGAGCAGGACGUGGGGCAUUCGAAGAGAAGAUAGCCAUGGUGAGAGAAACCACCUUGCAUGUUGUCAAGUGGUAUGACAACCGCUCUGUGACCCUUCUGAGUGACCACAUCGGAGCCAACCCUGUGACCGAAGUUGACAGGUGGGAUCGCAACCAGAAGAAACACAUCACUGUCCCCUGCCCUGCUGUGGUGCAAGAAUAUAACAAGAACAUGGGUGGGGUGGACCUGCUUGACUCACUGAUUGCACUCUACCGCAACAAAGUUAGAUCCAAGAAAUGGUACCACCGGCUGGUGUUCCACUUCCUGGACAUGAUCAUUGUAACCACCUGGCUGCUCUACAGAAGAGACUGAAGGCACUGGUAUGGAGAAGAAAGACCAAAUGAGGCUCUAUACCUUCAAAUCUUACAUUGCAGAGGGCCUCUGCAUGUGUGGAAAAAGCCUGGAGAAGAAGAGAGGUCGUCCCAGCCAGUCCAUUGCUGGCGCAUAUGAGGAGAAGAGGAAGAAAGGACGCACAGCUCCCAUUCCAGUCGAAGAUGUCCGCCUGGAUCAAACAGCCCACUGGCUGAUCAUGACUGAGGACAAGGGACGAUGCAGGG
Molecule: messenger RNA, 857 nt
Organism: Oreochromis aureus
Lineage: Eukaryota; Metazoa; Chordata; Actinopteri; Cichliformes; Cichlidae
Product: piggyBac transposable element-derived protein 3-like
Exons: 2
Coding region: 298-612 (104 amino acids)
Source: RefSeq, a predicted model, not a curated record